AUAGCUGAACUAAAGAGCCUCUAUCUCAGUCAAGCAUUGUUAGCUCGUGUGUGCAUUUGACCAUGGAGGACAGCACAGAAGAAGACAUCGAGUCUCUGAUCGAGGGAAUGGCCUACAUCCCUGGCCACUUUCAUUUGGAGCUGCAUCUGAACGGUGAGCCCAGUGGACCGGCUCUUCUUCGCCACCGAGACACCCAGCUCAAGAGGGAGAGCCUGAGGGCUGAACUGGAAGCUGAGCCCGGACGAUUGCAGUAUGCUGUACGCAAUAUGCUGGGCCUGCUGGCAUUUCAUAUGGAUGAACUGGAGGUGGCGGAGGAGGUCUUUCGCACCAUCUGCACGGAGGAUCCUGAAAACCUUAAUGCCUGGGCCAACAUGGGAUACGUUUAUGAACGCAUGGGACGUGAACUCGAGGAGGGCGACUGCAUGGACCGUGUGGCUGCCCUCAUGGGCCCCGAGAUGGGGGAGAACCAGGCGGACUGCAGGCUUCGGGUGGCACGGUGUUUGGCCGAGCAGGCAUACGCCCAUCCUCAUGAUGUGGAGCUGGAGAGAGAUGAAGAAUCACGGGAGAGGUUGACAACUGCGCUGAUGUUAUACAACCGUGCACUUGAUUAUGGAGGGGAACAUAUACCAACAGAGGAAAAAAGAAGCUGGAACUUCAAAAUGGCAACAAUUUACAUAAGGUUAGACGGUAUUGUGAGGGAUUCAAAAGACAUUGAAGACACAAGAUUAAUCUAUUUCAACAAGGCCCUCAAGCUUCUCACAGAGACUAUCAAAUCUGAAAAUACACAUCUCAAAGCCCUGGGCUGGUGCUACAUAGGUCUCAUGCUGGAACGAACGGAUUUCACCACAGUGCCAAUGUCAGUUCAUGACUGUGGUUUCUCUGGAUCGGACCCGCUUACAUGCUAUGGAUCGGCCAUUAAACUCGCUGCAGAAGAUGCAUUCAUACUCAACAGGCUAGGGAACGUGUUUUUCCUGUCCGGCAAACUGGACAUGGCCACAGGUAUCUGUAACAUGGCAUUGAGCAUCCUUCCGGAUGCUGAGCUCAACUGGCAAGCCUAUUGCACACGUGCCAAGCUUGGCAUCACAAUUUACGCAAAAGAUCUGGAUAAAGCCAAGUGUGGUCUAGGUAGUCUCCCCGACCGUAAGAUUCUGAAAGAAGCUCGUGUUGACCUGGAACGUGUUUUGGCUGUCCGACCCUGUUUAAGGACUCACCUGGAGAUGGGUCAGGUUUACUACUACAUGGGUGUGGACGCCCUGCAGGAGAGGCUAUUGGUUGAUGAGAUAGCAAUAAAUCAUGCCCUGGUCAGUCUGGCAAAAGCAUUGCAGUGUCCAUUGGGCUCCACAAUCUCCAAACUACAACUACUACGUGGUCGCUGUCUGUUGCUGAAAGGAGAGGAGAAGAAUGCCAUUGACUGUUUCAAGAAGGCGCUUGAACUGGAACACCCCAGUGUCCGAGAUAUGGAGGUCCUGCGCUGUCUCCUCCAGGCAGUUCUCGUGAGCUUCACCCAAAGCGGAAGGGACACGGAUGAUGCUAUUUUACAGUUUGAGGAAUGUUUAAAUCAGGCAGAGGAGCGAUAUGGGAGGAAUAUAGUCCAAUCUGAGUUGAAGUCACUGUGCCGAGCACAUACAGAUGAGGUGACUGAGUUAUCAAGGGAUCUGGUGAGGAAGGGGAGGCUGGAGGUGGUUAAAAAGUUGCUGGAGUGCAUACAGCCACAAGGAAUAAAGUACAGACUGGGCAGGUCCAUGUCAAUAUGAAAACAGCCUGUGGAGU
This is a messenger RNA of Triplophysa dalaica, 1770 nucleotides long. It is a transcript of the gene ttc22, whose product is annotated as tetratricopeptide repeat domain 22. Gene Ontology annotation, molecular function: protein binding. The transcript has 7 exons. The coding region runs from base 63 to 1754 and encodes 563 amino acids. The record is from RefSeq and is a predicted model, not a curated record. NCBI's taxonomy places the organism in Eukaryota, Metazoa, Chordata, Actinopteri, Cypriniformes, Nemacheilidae.